AUGAACCCCGCUGACCCCAACGGCGAAUUGCCGCCAUCGCAAAGCAGCCAUGAUCCGAGCACCGCUUGGAUACACGAAAUGUUUAAGCAGCAACAGUGUCUCCCAAACCAACAGCAGGAAGCAUUUUUAAAGCAGCAGGAAAAUUUUUUAACGCGGAUGAUGUCAGCUGUAAAUGUGCGUGAAUCGAUAGUGCCGGAGUUUUUGAUUGAUUCGCUGGCGAAGCACGUAACGGAGUUUAGAUAUGAUCCCGAGGAACGCGUCAGCUUUGCUACUUGGUACGGGCGGUUUGAAGAUCUGUUCGAGAAGGAUGCUGCCAAGCUACCCGAGGAUGCUAAAGUGAGGUUGCUGUUGCGGAAACUCGGAGUGGCAGAACAUGCGGAGCGGUACAACAGUUAUAUAUUGCCAAAAAAAGCUUGUGACUAUGGGUUCGCGGAAACAGUUGUAAGGCUAAAAGCGCUUUUCGGAACGGCAGAAUCCGAUAUACAGCCGCUACCGGCCAGCUCUGUCGUACGCUACGCGAACUUAGUCUUGUAA
Molecule: messenger RNA, 534 nt
Organism: Anopheles coustani
Lineage: Eukaryota; Metazoa; Arthropoda; Insecta; Diptera; Culicidae
Exons: 1
Coding region: 1-534 (177 amino acids)
Source: RefSeq, a predicted model, not a curated record